Molecule: messenger RNA, 744 nt
Organism: Cooperia oncophora
Lineage: Eukaryota; Metazoa; Nematoda; Chromadorea; Rhabditida; Trichostrongylidae
Source: the annotation of a GenBank genome assembly
AUGAAUUCGGGUGAUGAUGGAUACACAGAACAGUAUGACCUUUAUGAUAUGUCAUUUGCCCAGGCACUUCUGGAUGCAAUGGAGAGAAAACUUGAUGAUAAUAACAACUCGGACUCGGAUUUGCUGAGCACAUACUUGGGUUCUGCACUGAAACUCUGCACAGCGAGUAAGGAAGCACGUCGCUAUUGUAGACUUAAGAUUUUACCUCCUCUGGUGGCAGCAGAUGUUGCUCGUCGUCCAGAUGAAGGCGAUUCCCUCAGAAACAAGAUUGUUCGGGUCAUGAUGAGCCCUGCGUUCUCGAAGGAUCUUGCGUCCGAGUUCAUGUUUGUGCUGUGCAAGAGAUCAGUGAGUCGUCUAAUCAAAUACACUGGACUCGGCCACUCUGCUGGUCUCUUAGCUAACUGCGGCCUUCUCGGUCAAAUAAAUCUUCCUAAGAGCGCUUCAGAUAGCGAAGACUCGGAAACGGAGGACUACAAAGCUGUUGAAGACAGGCUAGUUUUAAUAAAUCCUGUGACGGGUUACUUGCGACCGGAGAAUACUGGUGUCUCUCCUUUCGAAGGCAUGACCGAAGAGCAAAAGGAAUACGAAGCGAUGAAGCUUGUCGACGCCAUGAACAAGCUUAUGAAUACCGGUGUUGUGAAACCCGGUACUAUUGGCGAAGAUGGCCGCCCAAAGGCAGUGGGCCAUGUGCUGGAACUUUUAAAGGACGUUCCAGAUGAGCAGCAGGCAUCCGACAGCGAUUAG